Oncorhynchus mykiss (rainbow trout) is the source of this 610-nucleotide messenger RNA. Lineage: Eukaryota; Metazoa; Chordata; Actinopteri; Salmoniformes; Salmonidae. The record is from RefSeq and is a predicted model, not a curated record.
AUGACAUCACAGGCUCUGAGUUGGGGCCUGAUGCCAAAAACACCCCAAAAACAGUUCAGGAACAGACGGGUACAGAUACAUUUUGACACCAGCGACAGGUGACAGUCCAGUUGCUGAUGUUACAAAACCGAGGGUGCAGCCAGACUACUAGACUGCUGUCUGAAUUGAGGAACUCUAUAGGUAACAAUGAGACAGGCCACAGGACACAGCAGUGACAACCAGAGGAAGAAUGCAACUCAGGCUGGAUCUGUUGUGUUUCUCUCCAACCCUUUGAUGAGUGAUAUUGAGUCAGAUUGGUCCCCCAUUCAUGAUGCAGCCUACAAUGGACGUGUUCUCACACUGAGAAACCUAAUAGCUCAGGGAACGUGUGUCAACCUGGUCACUCUAGAAAGAGUCUCUCCCCUUCAUGGAGCCUGUCUGCAGGGACACACUGCCUGUGCCAAGUUACAGAUAGAAAAUGGGGCAAAUGUGAGUAAGGAAUUCCACUCUAUCUGCACCCUCUCUGGCUGAUUUUAAGACUCACACAACACAGGGUUGUAUACAUGUUUAUUGACAUGAGUUUGAUUGAAUUUAAUCACACAAGCGCCAUGCUCUACCAACUGAGCUACAA